Aureobasidium musti is the source of this 276-nucleotide messenger RNA. The record is from the annotation of a GenBank genome assembly. Lineage: Eukaryota; Fungi; Ascomycota; Dothideomycetes; Dothideales; Saccotheciaceae.
UACAACACCAAGUCCAACAAGGUCAGAGUCAUCAAGACUCCCGGUGGCGAGCUCCGUUACCUUCACAUCAAGAAGAAGGGUACCGCUCCCAAGUGCGGUGACUGUGGUGUCAAGCUUGCUGGCUACGCUACCAUCUCGCGCCCCAAGAAGACCGUCCAGCGCGCCUACGGUGGUUCCCGCUGCGCCAACUGCGUCAAGGACCGCGUCGUCCGCGCCUUCCUGAUCGAGGAGCAGAAGAUCGUCAAGAAGGUCCUCAAGGAGAACUCGGCCCGCCGC